This is a messenger RNA of Penaeus monodon (black tiger shrimp), 1133 nucleotides long. RefSeq lists its product as uncharacterized. Lineage: Eukaryota; Metazoa; Arthropoda; Malacostraca; Decapoda; Penaeidae. The transcript is spliced from 4 exons. Bases 1 to 819 code for a protein of 272 amino acids. The record is from RefSeq and is a predicted model, not a curated record.
AUGGACUUGUUCAUGGAAUCCGACAUCUUGUUCGACGUCCAGGAUUGUGGGUGUGAAACGGAGGCGCCGCCGGCCUUCACUUUGCCACCUCCGCCGCCACCGCCAGGAUUCCACUACCUGCAGGAUCCUCAGGAAGACACGCACAUCGAGUCUUCCUCAACGCCUCUUCCCUGGACGUGCCCCGUCCUAGUCAGCACCCCGGAGUACCAUCAGGACGCCCUCUUCUCCUCAGUUGCAGCCGGCUGCGUUGCGGUCCUUCUGCUGGUGUUGGCUGUCGUUGUCACCGUUGCCUCAAGGAGACGCUCUCCGGCUCGCCAUUACUCCCACAGCCCGAUCUGCCGGCCGACGCCCUCGGCGAGCAAGCCUGGCCCGCGCACGCCGUGCCGCGCUUCGUACGCCUCCCUGGAGCAGUCGUUCGCCGUCGGGUACUUCUCCUCGGACGCGGGAUGCCCUUCUCCGUCCCCAACCUACUGCUCGCCCUGCUCCCCGUCCCCCUCCCGAGUCCUCCCUGCUACCCCUUCCUCCUCUCGCAUGGUUGUCCGCUACCACACCUCCAGCCGGUCCUUCAGCCACUCCCUGGCCCGCCCGCACGCCUCCGCCCGCACGCAGACUGCCCACCCGCACCGUAGUCCGCUGUACCGCCCACGGCUGGCGAGGGUGAUGUCCGGCCAGCUGCUGGUCCUCCCAGGCGGCGGUGCCAGCCCCUGCCUCGGCCUCAAAUUCCCCGGGAUUGAGAUGGUAAGUCCGCAGCGCGCCGUGGACAACGUGUACAGCCCUCUCCCCGUGCCCUCCGCCCACACCGCCUUCGUCUUCCCCUGAGACGCUCACCUGCCUCCUGCGAUCUGUUUGCGGAUGCUGCCCACAAGGAUCUUCUCCCGCAGGAUCUCGCAGGAGCGCCCAUGGGCCACCAGCGAGGCCGCUCUUCCGCUUAUAGUCAUGCCCUUAUAGAAGCAUACCGCGGGCAGCAUGGCCCCAGGCAAGCGGUGGCCUCGUGUGUGUGGCACUGGCUGGGUGGCGCUGCCCCGCCAACGAUAUCAUCCGCUCCUUUAGUAUAUAUACAUGAAAGAUUAUGCGUUGUGUACAUAUCCAUUUUCCAUUGCAUUUGCACAUUCUUAUCAUCAGUGACGUGUGGA